Messenger RNA from Sparassis crispa, 354 nucleotides. RefSeq lists its product with no specific name. Gene Ontology annotation, cellular component: fungal-type cell wall. The coding region runs from base 1 to 354 and encodes 117 amino acids. The transcript is spliced from 3 exons. Gene Ontology annotation, molecular function: structural constituent of cell wall. The record is from RefSeq and is a predicted model, not a curated record. NCBI's taxonomy places the organism in Eukaryota, Fungi, Basidiomycota, Agaricomycetes, Polyporales, Sparassidaceae.
AUGAUCUCGUCCUCCCUCGCUCUUCUUGCGGUCGCCACGCCCUGGGACCACCCCACCACGACCGCCACCAAGACGAUCACGGUGACUGCCCCAGCGCCCAUGGCCAUCACCAUCAGCCAGUGCAAUACCGGGAACGCCCAGUGCUGCCAGUCUACUGAAGACACCAACUGUGCGGCGGGCUCUGCUCUGCUCGGCCUACUCGACGUCGUCUUGGAGGACCUCAAUGUUCUGACUGCUCUCCGAUUACUGUCAUUGGAGUCGACUCCGGAGGCGAGUGCGAAGCCCAACCUGUUUGCUGCUACGACAACUCUGUCGGUGUCUCACCUCCAUUGGCUGCGUCGCCGUUACGCUUAG